AUGAUUAACUAUUUUGAAAAUAUUGUUGACGAAGUGAAGAUAAAUAUCUUCAAAAAUGUUGAAACUCCUAUUAACUUGGCAUUAUCAAGCCGAUCAUGGGCCCGUAUUGCCAAAGAUCCGUAUGCUAAGACGGAAUGGUUAAUCCUACAUUAUGGAAAAGCUCAUGCAAUGUUCCACGCCGUUCGAUUAGGACCCUCUUUCAUCGAUGUAGCC
Funneliformis mosseae is the source of this 213-nucleotide messenger RNA. NCBI's taxonomy places the organism in Eukaryota, Fungi, Glomeromycota, Glomeromycetes, Glomerales, Glomeraceae. The record is from the annotation of a GenBank genome assembly.